This is a messenger RNA of Rhopilema esculentum, 5179 nucleotides long. RefSeq names its product von Willebrand factor A domain-containing protein 3A. The record is from RefSeq and is a predicted model, not a curated record. NCBI's taxonomy places the organism in Eukaryota, Metazoa, Cnidaria, Scyphozoa, Rhizostomeae, Rhizostomatidae.
AGCAGUCUCUGCGAAGGAGCUUCCCAUGGAGACGUCGUUAGAAACGGAAUGAUUGCAAAUAAAAUCAACACCUUAGGACUGUAAUGGGAUGGUUUCAAUACAUUUAUCGCCAUUAGAAAUUUUUAUGUAGAGAAAUGGUGUAUGAAAAAAUAGAAAAUAAGGAAGAAAGGCCCAGGAGAAGUUAUGCGAAAAAGAAGUCAUGGAGUAUAACACAUUCAGAUAUAAAUAUCCCCAGUGGAAGUGGAAGGAGAAGCCACCAAAAGAAUAAAUCAACACCUAACACAAUGACAAGGACCCCAAACCCUGAAUGGAAUAGAGAGCUAGCAUUGAAUACAGCAGUGUCUCCCCAGGGUGACUUGCUUGUUACCUCUGUGAGGCAGAAUUUUGAAUUGCAGCUUGUUAAGGACAUCGAAGUUGCAAGAGCGGAGGGACAAAGUUCUAAAACAUGGCUGGAUAACCACAGCCUUGCUGCUCUCAGUCUCACAGUUGAAGAUAUCCUGAAAGAAGGAAUCCCAGUCAAGCCCCCAAGCUCAGAAAGCCAGGAUCCUGACAGAAUAGGCCAACAUCUCAAGUUCUACAAUUCUGUCCUCAAUGAAUUCGAAUCAAAGUUAAAAAGGUUUUUAACGAUUUGCCAAGAGAGGAUCAGGUGGCUUUUGAGAGACAGUCGAAGGGCAUUCGGGCUAUUAACUGGCAGCAAGCCGUGCAUACUACUUGAUGUAUCAGACACGAAUACUGGAUUUGGAAGGCUGGCUUUGAUACAAGAAUCGUUGAAGCAAUUGGUAGGGGAGCAGUUAGCUAGAAAAGAAAAACUUUUUUUGUGCUCGUUUGGCACUGAUGUCCAGCCUCUUUGGAACGCUGCUAGAGACGUCAAUGCUCGAAUAAUCGAUGAAGCGAACCAUUGGAUUGACUGUUUGCAGCCCGACGGGGGUUGCAACGUUAUGUCUGUCGUACGGAAAGUGGUAAAAAGGCAUGACAUCGACAGCAUCAUCCUAAUUUUAGGGAACUGUCCUGACCAAAAUCCUCAAACAAUAAUUGACUAUGUGCACGAGUCAAUAGUUGGUAGAUCAUUGCCUUUCCAUACCGUUGCUUACAACUGCAGCAUUUCAGCAACAAAUAUGUUUCUCGAAGAGCUAGCAAAUGCAACUCAAGGACGAUAUCAUUGCUAUUCAGCUACCAGUGAGGCUGAUAUCAUGACUGGAACAGAUCUUCAAAUGCUGUCUCAGGAAAUAAGAAGAACUGUUCAGAUUUUAUCUCAGAUUUCAGAUAUGAGAAAAGGUGGUAUGGUUGAGGGCAGAUUUAUUUCCAUUGCAGAUCAGCCUUGCUUGGAAAUUGAAGCAGCGAAGCAAGGAAAACAAGUUCAAAUUUAUCAAGGCAACACAACACCAUUGAUAGUAGAAACACCGUCCUUUCCAGUGCGAACUUCAAAAGAUUGGCUUAAUGAGCACAGUUUGAAAGCCAAAGGCUUGACACUGUACCAAGUAAUGGCUCCCAAUGCGUUUAACUAUGUCAAUGGAUAUGUUUCAUCGAUAAACAGAAGUGUUGUAUCCCAGGUUCAUCACAGGAGCAUGGUCCAACUGCAAUGGCAUGAUGGUAGCACCAAAAAUGUUCAUGUCGAUCCUGUCACUUUAUCAAAUUAUCAACGCCAUCUGGAUGUCGUACUUCAACUCUAUCGUCGAAGAAUGGAAUGGUUGACAUCUGGGAGCCGCAACACAUUUGGAACAUUGGUAGAGAAAAGGAUCGUAAUUCUCGUGGAUAUGUCGUUGGGAAUGUGUGGUGAUAUGCUUCGUAUUCAUGAAGACAUGCGGAGGCUGCUAGAGCAGCAAGUUUCAAGCAAAGACCUAUUCAAUAUCAUUUGUUUUGGCUCCAACGUUGUACCUUUCCAACCGAGGAUGGUUGAAGCAACUCCAGUUAAUCUGGAAUCUGCUUUCAGAUGGUUUAUUCGUCAAACUUGUUCUGGUAGUCGCAAAUUUAUGGAUGCUUUCCGAGCUGCUGUUGAAAAUGAGGAGGAGCGAAAAAAUGGCAUAGCUGUCGAUGGCGUUUAUCUUGUCACAAGUGGAAUCCCAGACGAGCCAAAGGAGGUUUCUUGUGGCUAUAUCCAAGAGGCUUUUGUCGGCCGUGAUGCUGCAUUCCACUGUAUUUACUACGAACCAGAUGGCGGUGACUUGCCCCCCGUUGCUGGCCGAUAUGCUAAUUCUGAUUCGACAGUUUCUUAUCUUAAACAACUUGCACAUGGAGCUAGAGGCCGAUUUCACUGGAUAAAUAACAACGAUAUUAUGGAAAGCGACGAUGUCCGGUUAGUGUCCGACGAAAUCGAUAAAACACACAACUAUAGGAAAAAGGCAGAGGUUCUCCUGGAUACGCUCAAGCAACGCUAUUCUAAAGGCGAACCGACAGAGCAACUUGAUUCGUCAGAACUUGUACCCAGGCCACCUUCCAGCGCUAAGAAACGCAUUGGUCCGCCUCGUCAAACGGCACUGAGUCAAGCAAGAAUCAAUGGCGUUAGGCCAUCUUCAGCUAAAGCCGCAAGCUCAACGUCAAAGAAAGUUCGAAGUCGCCCUCACAGUGCAACACAAUCGAAAGAAGAAAGAAGAUCUUUAACUUGGAAGCCGAGCACAGCUGCAAGCACAACGAACCUGAUUCCACCUCUAUCGUUAUCAGAUGAACAACUUUCGACUAACCAAACAAAGCAUUCUAAGCACCAAAUCAAGGCACAGCAACAGACGUUUUACACUGAAGUUGGAAACGAAACCGGCCAUGUCUUCAGGUCAUAUCAGGUGCCAACGAACUCCGCUUCGAAAAAGAGGCUAGCCUGCGCUAGCACGAAAGCCAUACCCGAUCACGAAGACAAUAUAACAACGAAAGAGUGGCUACGAAAGUACAAUUUAUCAAAACUGAAACUAGACCUCAACUCGACCGUGAAUACCACAGAUUGCUCGCAUUCGCAAAGCAAGGUGUCGACGCUGGGCAAAGCUGUCAAUGCAAAAUAUUGCGAGAUUUUCCCAACAGUGCUGCUCAAUGGUAAGCCAAAGCAUUUACAAUUGCAACCGAGAGAGCUGGAGGAGUAUGAAGACAAACUAACUUCAGUUUUAAAACGAUACGUAAAAAGACUGCAUUGGCUUCUAAGCGGAAGUCGAAAAGUGUUUGGCUCAAUUAUAGAACAAAAUGUCAUUAUCCUCGUGGACGUAUCUGGCUCUAUGGUCACAAGUAUAGAUGAAUUGAAAAAAGAGUUAGCUGUGAUUAUCUGGGAGCAACUGCAUGCUAACAACAUUAAUUUUAGCAUAAUGAAGUAUUCUUCGGCACCAACGCUGUGGCAGGCGACUUUGGUUAGGCCUGAUGAAACGGAGUGCAAAAAAGCAAUCGAGUGGAUUUCGCAAUUCGAAGCCUAUGGCGGCACAUGCACUAUCGACGCUUUAAAGCUUGCUUUUCAAGUCGAAGGCCUAGAUGCUAUCUACCUUCUUUCGGACGGGAAACCAGAUACAAGCACAUCCAGUGUAUUGCGAGAAGUAGCAACGCUGCAUGCCGAAAAGAAACUCAAGAUUCAUACAAUUUCCUUCAAUUGUGAAGAUAGCAUUGCUAAUCGGUUUCUUCAGCUCCUUGCGACUCAAACUGGAGGAAGAUAUCAUCGAUACCAAACAAUGGCUGGCAUUGAAGUCAUCACUCAGAAGUUGCUGUCCAAAGAUUACAAUGAUGAAGAGUGUGAAAGCAUGCCGCUGUUUGAAGGAGACGAUGCAAGAAGGCUUUUUAAAGAGAUAAAACUAUGCAGACAAUACCUAAAGGCCUCAAGCACCUAUAGGGAAUUGUGUAAAAGUCAUGUGUCUAAAGCGGAAUAUCCUGGUAAAAUUACUGUUAAAGAUUUCCCCUCAAGCUGCACAGAAAGAAGUACUUUAAGAAUGACAGAAGUCGCCUAAAUUAGCCGGUCCUACGUUUCUCAAAGACGAGACUUGCUGCAGCCCAUUUUCCUGGAUAAUGGUACCUCUAUUUGUCAGAGUUUCACGUCCAUUUAAUGGCAGUUUGUUUAAUUUUCAACGGACAAAACCAAACAAUAUUUUUAUAAUAAAUUUUUCUUUUUUGGAGCGUUUUAGCCGCUUACAGGCAGGCAACUUUUUAAGGUUACCCCACAGUGACCUAGAGGUAGGGAAAUGGGAGCAGAACUACCUUAAAAAUUAAACCAAUGGCAAUCUUAGGAAAUCUUGUACAGUGAAAAUCCCCAAUUUGAAAACCUAUGAAUAACAUUUUAAAGGCUAAGAAAGGUGUUUAAGGUUUCUUAUUCACACUAUAAAUAUCUUGUUCACACUAAUUUUCAAAAAUUUUGUGUUCAAGAGAUGGUUAUUUUGGUGUCAGACGUAGAGAUAAAUAAGAAAUAGCAGAAAUUAACGAUAUAUGAUGCACACAGAUUGGAUAACAUUUUUAUUACAUUGGUGAAUCGCCAAGACGAUAUAGCGCAUACAAAUAAAACACUGAAAAAUAGAAAAGCUAUGAAUUUUGAUGUAGUUAAUGAAAGCUCGAAAUACCAAAAUGAGGACAUAACUGAUAUCUUUAAAACAAUAAGCACGAUUAAUCUUAUAGAAACAAGCUGCUAUAUUAUGAAAGGAAAUCCUAAUUUACAGAAAGAUGCUCUCUGAAUCAAACCCACUUACAUGCUUGUGGCAGGCUGUAGGCUCUUGUAUGUAGGUAUUUUGCUGUGUUUAUCACAUUUUUCAAUUUGACUUAUUCUUCGAGAAAAACAGGUGUUUUAAAAACUGCAUACGAAGAACCAUUCCAACAAUUCUCUAGUUGGUCUAACCUACUCUAGAGUUGACUUUAGGCUAGUGUUACACAGUGUAAUGUUUUUUUCAACUGGUCUCUCAAUGGAAUCGCGACACAAGUUGCAGGUUAUGUAGAUUCAGUAAUCGUGGAUACUCAUUCAAGUAGAGGCACUAGUUCAGAAAUAGGCCUAGGAUCGGUCAUUUACGAUACCAUACAGUUGAUUCAAUUGAUUGUUAAAUUUGAUUCUUAUUCUUGACUUAUAUUGUUAAUUUUAUUCGAACUUGUAGAUGAUUGGUUAUGAUUUGUACAAAUUUGGUUAAAGUAAUUUCGAAAUUGUAAAAAGCAUGAAAUCACAUUGAAUAUACAGAUAGUUAUGAUUUAGCAAUUUUAAUGUUUUCACAUUUUGUUAUUGCAAAGCCUUGAGAUGAUGAAA